Molecule: messenger RNA, 2674 nt
Organism: Andrographis paniculata
Lineage: Eukaryota; Viridiplantae; Streptophyta; Magnoliopsida; Lamiales; Acanthaceae
Product: protein KINESIN LIGHT CHAIN-RELATED 3-like
Exons: 3
Coding region: 312-2378 (688 amino acids)
Molecular function (GO): protein binding
Source: RefSeq, a predicted model, not a curated record
AGAAGUCGCCUUCCACUCUCUUCCUCUCUGACAUUCCACCUCUGCACCAUUUCCUCACUGCUGGGGUGAAAUUACGAAUCUGCCCUCGCACAGUUCUACCAAACCCACCGCCUAUAAUUCCCCAGUUUCCUCCGCCAGGAAUUCUACGGAGUUCCGUUGUCGACAACUCACCCGAAAAGACAAAUUUGCUGUUCUAACUUCGCCUGCUGUCUGUCUCUUGCAGCUCUCUGUCGUCUUCCAUCACAUGGGCGUUUAAUUUCGCCGAAGGAGGUGAAUUUAUUGCAGAUUAAUUUUUGUAAUUUGUAAAUACAAUGCCUGGAAUUGUCAGUGACGAGAUUCAGGAAGAUGGGGUAGUGAAUGAGGUGACUGUGGGUGGGAAUUUGGCUCCUGGUAAGGUGAAUUCGCCGCCGGAGCAAUUCGCCGCCGGCAGGGAGGGGGCGGCGGUGGUGGUGGUGGAGGAGGCUUCCAUUGAGCAGCUCUAUGAGAAUGUGUGUGAGAUGCAGAGCUCCGAUCACUCCCCGUCGAGGCGGAGCUAUGGAUCCGAUGGCGAAGAGUCUCGGAUUGAUUCGGAGCUCCGGCAUCUCGUCGGAGGAGAGAUGAGGGAAGUCGAGAUUAUCGAGGAGGAUGAAGAGGUCACAAAGCCGGAGAACAAUUCUGGCGGCGAUCACAGCGACGUCGGUUCAAAGAAAGAGAAAAUUGCGAAAAAAGUUGAGCCGGAGGCGUCUUCGAAGCAGAAUUCGAAGAGUAAAGCGAAAACAACGGUGAAAAAUGGUAGAAGAAGUUUGGCGAAGAAGUAUAGGAAUGGAACGGCGGGUCCGGCAGAAGCCGGGUCGGAUAGCCCCGACCUCGGCCCGUUUCUGCUGAAGCAAGCUCGGGAUUUAAUGUCGUCGGGGGAUAACCCACGGCGCGCUCUUGAUUUGUCGAUCCGUGCGGCGAAGUCAUUCGAGAAUUGUUCCGACGGGAAGCCGAGUUUGGACGUCGUCAUGUGUUUGCAUGUCACCGCCGCGAUCUACUGCAGCUUGGGGCAGUACGACGACGCGAUUCCCGUAUUGGAGCAUUCACUCGAAAUUCCGGCGAUCGACGAAGGACAAGAUCACGCGCUCGCCAAGUUCGCGGGUUACAUGCAGCUCGGGGAUACUUACGCCAUGUUGGGCCAGCUCGGGAAUUCAAUAACGUGCUACACGACGGGAUUAGAAAUUCAAAGAAAAGUUCUUGGCGACGACGAUUUAAGAGUCGGCGAGACUUGCCGGUACUUAGCCGAAGCACACAUUCAAGCGAUGCAGUUUGACGAAGCCCGGAAGCUUUGUCAGAUGGCUCUCGACAUACAUAAAGAGACGGGUUCUCCCGCAUCGCUCGAAGAAGUCGCGGAUAGACGGCUUAUGGGGAUGAUUUGCGAGUCGAAGGGGGACCACGAAACCGCCCUCGAGCAUCUUGUCUUAGCCAGCAUGGCGAUGGUGGCAAACGGGCAGGAAUCGGAAGUCGCGUCCGUCGACUGCAGCAUCGGGGAUACGUAUCUGUCUCUUAACCGUUACGACGAGGCGAUUUUCGCGUACCAGAAAGCGCUGUCGUCGCUCAAGUCUACGAAAGGCGAGAACCACCCCGCCGUCGCUUCGGUGUUCGUCCGUCUGGCGGAUUUGUACAACAGGACCGGGAAGUUCCGGGAUUCGAGAUCCUACUGCGAGAACGCCCUCCGAAUUUACGAGAAGCCCAUACCGGGAAUCGCUCCCGAGGAGAUCGCGAGCGGCCUCACUGACAUAUCUGCGAUUUACGAGUCAAUGGACGAGCUCGAGCAGGCGUUGAAGCUUCUGCAAAAGGCUUUGAAGAUAUACAGCGACGCGCCCGGUCAGCAAAACACGAUCGCUGGCAUCGAAGCUCAGAUGGGAGUUAUGUACUACAUGUUGGGGAACUAUUCCGAGUCGUACGCGUCGUUUAAAAGCGCGACGACGAAGCUCCGCGCGAGCGGGGAGAAGAAAUCUGCUUUCUUCGGAAUUGCGCUCAACCAAAUGGGUCUUGCUUGCGUGCAGCGGUAUGCGAUCAAUGAGGCCGUGCAAUUGUUCGAAGAAGCGAGGAGCAUUUUGGAGCAAGAAUACGGACCGUAUCACCCCGAUACACUUGGAGUUUAUAGUAACCUCGCCGGAACCUACGAUGCCGUUGGACGGUUGGACGAUGCAAUUGAGAUUUUGGAAUUUGUUGUGGGAAUGAGGGAGGAGAAACUCGGGACGGCGAAUCCGGACGUGGAUGACGAGAAGAAGAGGCUGGCGGAGCUUUUAAAAGAGGCGGGGCGGGUUAGGAGCAGGAAAAAUCGAUCGUUGGAGACGCUGCUGGAGUCGAACCAGAGGGCGGCGACGGGCGGCGGAGACGGCGGGAUCAAAGUGUGAGGGGAGGAGGCGACGGGUGUACAGUACUGAGAGAAAGAUGAAUAUUAUUUAUACAGGAUUGAUGAUUAUGAAAGGUAUUAAGAUUAUUAUUAUUAUUAAACACACGUGCUAUGCAAGAAAGAGGUUUGGAUUUGUUUGUGUAUACUUAUUUUGGUGAUGAUGAAUGUUAUUGUUGUUGUUGUUUGGUAAUUGGUAUUGUAUGGUGAUUAGGGAGAAUGUUUUGUUGAUUUGUUUGUCACACGCUAUGUAUGGUAAUUGGUAAUGGUGAAUAAAUUAUUGCUGUUAUUAUUGGGUAA